This is a messenger RNA of Impatiens glandulifera, 1213 nucleotides long. RefSeq names its product GDP-fucose transporter 1-like. The transcript has a single exon. The coding region runs from base 114 to 1157 and encodes 347 amino acids. Gene Ontology annotation, molecular function: GDP-fucose transmembrane transporter activity; antiporter activity. Gene Ontology annotation, cellular component: Golgi apparatus. The record is from RefSeq and is a predicted model, not a curated record. Lineage: Eukaryota; Viridiplantae; Streptophyta; Magnoliopsida; Ericales; Balsaminaceae.
CAUUAUCAAUCUUCUUCAUUCUAUUUAAAACCCAUCAUCAACCCCUCUUCUUUACUAGGGUUUUCAUUAUCAAAAUCCUUCUUUCUCUUCUUCAUCAGAUCAAGAACAUAUUAAUGUCGAUUUCCAUCGAUUCAUCAAAACAAAAUUAUGCUACAACCAGCCUGGUUAUUGGCUACGCACUCUGUUCAAGCUUACUCGCCGUCAUAAACAAGUUCGCCAUUACCAAAUUCAACUAUCCAUCCUUAUUAACCGCCUUACAAUACCUAACCUCAGCAUUAUCUGUCUGGGUUUUAGGUAAAUUAGGGUUCUUGAAUCACGACAAAUUCAAAUUCGAAACAGCAAAGAAAUUCCUACCACCCGCAAUAGUCUUCUUUCUCGCCAUUUUCACAAACACAAAUCUUCUCCGACAUGCAAAUGUCGAUACAUUCAUUGUUUUCCGAUCAUUAACUCCCUUAUUAGUUGCCAUAGCCGACACUUUUUUCAGAAACCAACCAUGUCCAUCUAGGUUAACAUUUCUCUCACUUUUCAUCAUUUUAAGCGGCGCAAUUGGAUACGUCGCUACAGAUUCAUCUUUCAAUCUGACUGCUUAUUCAUGGGCAUUUGCUUAUUUAAUCACGAUCACAACUGAAAUGGUGUAUAUCAAACAUAUGGUGACAAAUCUAGGUUUGAAUACAUGGGGGUUUGUUUUUUAUAACAAUUUACUCUCUUUAAUGAUGUCGCCUUUCUUUUGGUUCUUCACCGGAGAAUACGCCGACGUUAUGGUUGCGUUUGGAUCGUCGGAUUGGUUCGAUUUGAGUUCGUUUAUUGCGGUUUCUUUGUCUUGUGUGUUUGGUUUUCUUAUAAGUUUUUUUGGGUUUGCGGCUAGGAGAGCUAUAUCGGCGACGGCGUUUACGGUCACCGGAGUUGUGAAUAAGUUUUUGACGGUGGUGAUUAAUGUGUUGAUUUGGGAUAAACAUGCAACUCCAUAUGGGUUGGUUUGUUUGCUUUUAACUAUAUUUGGAGGUAUUUUUUAUCAACAGUCGGUUACAGGAGCAGCGGCGCCUGCGCCGGCGACGGCGAAGAUUGAGAUGGAUGAAUGUGAACUGUUAGGGGAGGAGAGGAGUAAAAAUGGUGAUGAUGAUGAUGAAGAGAAUGGUAAAAAAAUGAUUUUUACUUAAUUGGAAUUGAAUGGUCAUAGAUAUAAUUUAUGAAUUAAAGAUGAUUGAUCUUGAAG